GAGCAGUCGAACAUUGGUGGGUGGACAGUCAGGUGAUUGAAGAGAGGAUGGUGAUAAAAAGCCAGAUAGCUGUUAAAAGGGUGGCAACCGGAGCAGCGGAGGCGAGGAAGGAGAAGGAUAGGUUUCCUCCAAACAGACACUAGGAAGAAGAAAGUGGACCACUAGGACUCAGACAUCAAAGUUUUGCACCUGUUCUGAGCGUGACUCCUGCAUAUAAGUAGGAUAAUGCAGGCGUCCAUAAGUAGGCUGGCUUCUGUUCCCCUGUGUGCUGUCCAGCCUUGUGGAAGCAGGACUGCUCUGUUGAGCGCUGCACUCCGCUUCCUGCCCCCCAGUAUCCGCACCCUGUUCAGUGAGACGGGAGUUUGGGAAAAAGACUAUCGAACCGAGACCAGACACAGAGUAGAAGAAUGGUGGCACCCGCGGAUUAUGGAGCAGUGGCAGAAGGAUGCACUGAAUGCAGAUUCCAACAGGAAGAAGUUUUAUGUCCUCUCUAUGUUUCCAUACCCAUCGGGGCGCCUGCACAUGGGUCACGUGCGAGUGUACACCAUCAGCGACACCAUUGGUCACUUCCAGAGAAUGAGAGGACAUCAGGUGCUAAAUCCAAUGGGCUGGGAUGCUUUUGGACUUCCUGCUGAGAAUGCAGCCAUAGAGAGAGGUCUCGAUCCUGAAGAGUGGACAGAAUGUAACAUCCAGUCCAUGAGGGAGCAGCUGGAUAGCCUUGGUCUCUGCUUCAACUGGGACAGAGAAAUCACCACUUGUCUUCCAGACUACUACAAGUGGACCCAGUAUCUGUUCAUCAAGCUCUUAGAAGCUGGGCUGGCAUAUCAAAAAGAGGCUGUAGUGAACUGGGACCCCGUUGAUCAGACAGUGUUGGCUGAUGAGCAAGUGGAUGAAAAUGGUCGAUCCUGGAGGUCUGGCGCUCUGGUGGAGCAGAAGCUACUGACACAAUGGUUCAUCAAGACUACAAACUAUGCUAAGCCUCUCCUGGAUGCUCUGGGAGACCUUCCUGAGUGGUAUGGGGUUAAAGCCAUGCAGGCAAAUUGGAUUGGAGAGUGCACCGGAUGCUACUUUGAUUUUAAACUCAAGAUCAACGGCAAGGAGACAGGUGAGACCCUGUCAGCUUACAGCUCUUACCCAGAGAUGGUCUAUGGAGCAGCUUACCUGGCCAUUCUGCCCUCCCACAGGCUGCUGCAUGGUAGCAGCUCAGUCCGCUCUGUCCUACAGCAAGCAUUUCAGCCAGGGCAAGACUCACUAACAGAGGUCACUGCUCAAAACUUGUUCACUGGCCUUGAGGUUCCUGUGGUGAUCUCCCACAAGGAGGCCUUCGAUGACUAUCUGGACACAGUUAUUGGUAUUCCUGAUGGCAGUGAGGAUGACCUGUCUGUGGCCAGAGCGUUGAAUCUGGGUUGGACCACAGUGCUGAAAACCCUCAAGAAUGGAACACAAACUCUUAUUAAUUCUCAGGAGUUCUCAGACCUCAACAGGGAGCAGGCGUUUGACUCCAUUACCCAGAAGGCCAGAGAGCAGAGGGUUGGGGGCCAUCUUACCAGCUCCAAGCUCAGAGACUGGCUGAUAUCCAGACAGCGUUACUGGGGCACGCCCAUCCCAGUGGUGCAUUGUGAGUCUUGUGGUGCCGUUGCCGUUCCCGAGGAGGAGCUACCAGUUACUCUGCCGAAGGCGCUGUCUCUCACAGGAAAAGGGGCGUCACCUUUGGGAGCUGUUAAUGAUUGGGUCAACUGCAAGUGUCCCAGAUGUAAGGGCCCAGCCAGGCGGGAAACCGACACCAUGGACACGUUUGUGGACUCAGCUUGGUAUUAUUUCAGAUACACAGACCCUCACAACACAGACAGGCCUUUUGAGCGCCACCUAGCCGAUCACUGGCUUCCAGUGGACGUAUACAUCGGCGGGAAGGAGCACGCUGUUAUGCACCUGUAUUACGCCCGCUUCCUCUGCCAUUUCUGCAAGGACCAAGGUCUUGUGGCUCACAGGGAGCCGUUUUGGAAACUUUUGGUACAGGGUCUGAUCAAAGGUCAGACAUUUAAACUGGCAGACAGCGGGCAGUAUUUGAAGAGAGAUCAAAUAGAUUUCACAGGGAAGGAGCCAGUGGCUCUGAGUGGUGGCAGCAUCGAGGUGACCUUUGAGAAGAUGAGCAAGUCAAAACACAACGGGCUGGACCCGCAGGAGGUUAUACAGCAGUACGGUGUGGACACCAUUCGUCUCUACAUCCUUUAUGCUGCGCCGCCUGAACAAGACAUCCUCUGGAAUGUCAAGAAGGAUGCACUUCCAGGGGUUCUGCGGUGGCAGUCUCGACUUUGGCAGCUUGUGACAAAGCUAAGAGGAGCUCGACAACUCGGUGAUGUCCCGAACCCCUCCCUGCUGAAAAGGAAAGAGCUGGCAGAGGCCAAGAAGAUCUGGGACAACAAGAACUAUGCAAUUCAAGAGGUGACGGCUCACUUCACGGAGGACUUUCUGUUCAACGCAGCCCUCUCUCGUCUAAUGGGACUUACCAAUAUAUUAAGUAGUGCAACAGUUCGAGUCUUGCAGCACAGUGUGGAGUUUGAGGAAGCUCUGGCUGCCCUUGUUAUAAUGGCAGCCCCCAUGGCUCCUCACUUGGCCUCCGAGCUUUGGGCAGGUCUUUGCUCAGUGAAAAAGCCCCUCAGCCCCCUCCUCCUGAGGGGAGGCGAUGUCUUGCUGCAGCCAUGGCCAAUUGUGGACCCCAAGUAUCUGGAGGCCCCUGACUUUGUGGAGCUGUCUGUGCUGAUAAACAACAAGCCCUGUGGCACGGUGACGAUCCCUCUGCAGGUGUCCAAAGAUUCCAGCCAGGUCCAGCAGCUGGUUUUGGAAAGCCCCAUUGGACAGAAGCUUCUGAGCGAGCGCAGCAUCAAGAGAGCCAUCCUCUCGCCCAGGACUGCCCUCAUCAACUUCCUAGUCGAUGAGUGAUGUAUGGGUGUUUACCAGUUUGUGUGCAACACCUGGCGGGCGGCGCCUUUCUGUACACACAGACAGACAAACGAUGUUGACAUUUUGACAUCAUAAGAGAAAGAACACGUGUUGGUCUGUUAUAAUCUCAAUGUUAAAUAAAAAAACAUCUUAUUUAUAUUCUGCAGUUUUUAAUAAAAUAUUCAACAAGUA
Messenger RNA from Girardinichthys multiradiatus, 3132 nucleotides. It is a transcript of the gene lars2, whose product is annotated as leucyl-tRNA synthetase 2, mitochondrial. Bases 226 to 2940 code for a protein of 904 amino acids. Lineage: Eukaryota; Metazoa; Chordata; Actinopteri; Cyprinodontiformes; Goodeidae. The record is from RefSeq and is a predicted model, not a curated record. Gene Ontology annotation, molecular function: leucine-tRNA ligase activity; ATP binding; aminoacyl-tRNA deacylase activity. Gene Ontology annotation, cellular component: mitochondrion. The transcript is spliced from 22 exons. Gene Ontology annotation, biological process: leucyl-tRNA aminoacylation; mitochondrial translation.